Messenger RNA from Scylla paramamosain (green mud crab), 5669 nucleotides. RefSeq lists its product as uncharacterized. The record is from RefSeq and is a predicted model, not a curated record. Lineage: Eukaryota; Metazoa; Arthropoda; Malacostraca; Decapoda; Portunidae. The coding region runs from base 1673 to 2461 and encodes 262 amino acids. The transcript is spliced from 5 exons.
GUCAAAUAACUAAGUAGCACAGAUGGCCGUGGAAGAAAACCUGUUCUUUUGUGGCCUUGGGAAUAUAUUUACUGUGUUAGCUGGACACGACUUGAUGUGAGAAUAUGAUGGUGCUUGACGAUGCUUGAUCAUCAUAAAUACAAGGCCUGUUUAUUUUUCUCCUGUACAUUAUUAUUUUUUCCCGCUGUGAUGAAGUCAUAAUGGAGGUGUUCAAAUGCAAGGUGCAUCAUCAUCAUCAUCAUCAUCAUCAUCAUCAUCAUCAUCAUCACUGAACCAAUUAUGAACGUCGCAUGAACUGAUUCGAGGCAGUAAUGAAAGGAGAGAGGCAGCGCCCGUCAUCCAGUCACAUGCUUGAUGCCACCAGCCUCCUCCUCCUCCUGGUGCUGCUGCUGCUGCUGCUGCUGCUGCUGCUGCCCGCGUAACUCGGGGCGCGUGGGGGUCUCGUCUCAGUUUGCGUGUGGCAGUGAUCAGUUGCACAGCCUCUUCCUCGCUCCUCUCCCUCGCUAUUCUCCCGCGUCCUCCACACUCGCGGUCCGCCUCCCGUAGAGUGGUCUGAGGAGCCGCCGUUUACUUACGUGUGUUGCGUCUCACGUGUUGCUGUUUGUUUCAGUCUUGCGUGUUGUGGGAACGCCUGUUGCUUUACUGCCACUUCACCUCAGAUUUUUUUUUUUUUUGUAUUAGUGCAAGUUUAGUAAGUUGAGUCAGUCAGUCUUUCCCGCGGGAGAAGCUGGUGGUGGUGGUGGUGGUAGUGGUAGUGGUGGGUGGUGGUGGUGGUGGUGGUUGUGAGUGCAACAGGUGGUUCACUUGCACGCGAUUCAUGUGGAGAGGCGAGAGACAAAGAGGGUAAAGGGGAGAGGCUUCGUGCCGCGGAUGAUCUCGUGUUUACGUAACUAAGGACAGUGAUUGCCGAGUAUCAGACUGGUAUUUGUGCUUCAGCGGUGUUGUGUUGCUACGUUGGAGUGUUAAUGAGCAUGACUACGUGCGUUGUCAAGGCGGCACAAGGAACACUCUGAUAAGGGUCGCGCCGAGCCUUGUUACGGGCAGCGACAUUGGGACCAGCGGUGUGGGACAAGGCUGAGACGUGCACAAGACGCCACUGUACUCUCAGGAACAAGAUGCUGCGCCGCUCAGUGCUGAUGAAGAACAGGGUUGUGGCGGUGCCUCGAUACAGAACCGCUUAGAGCGAGAAAGAGGGAAAGAGCAGGGAGUUUUAGAAUUAGUCACCGAGUACUAACUAGGUGAGAGAAACAGGCUGCGAACAAAUUAGGACUGUAAGUAGACAAAACGAGAGGAAGAGUUCCAGCUGGCGCAGACGAGGAGGAAGCGAAGCACCUCUGUCUUGCCGCGUUGCCUUCGUGUGUGAUGCCACAAUGCCUGUGGUAGGAAGCCCAUCGUGUGGGCGUGCAGGAUGGCGCUCCACGAGUGCCAGCACAGGGCCGCGCCUCUAGCACGAGGGGCCGCCGGGGAAGGACAGGAGGGAGCGCUCAUGAUCCCUCUUUCGGCCUUGACCCCUCCCAGAGGUGACAGUCGCUCUCGCCAGCAGCAGCAGUUGGAGGGCCACUGACGCCCGUCAGCCUCCUGCAGCGCGGCGGCGUCCCAAGAAGCAGCCACAAUUAUCCCGUUCAGGAUCUUCGUGUCCAAGCUGCUCCUCUCCUGCCUGGGGGCCGAGGAGAUGGAGGGAGGCGCGGGCAAGGUCUCCACGAGUUAUCGUCACCUCAAGGGUGAGUGGGAUGCCGGGGGAGACCUGGACACGGAGGCUGGCAGGUCCGCCGAGGCCAGCAGGAGCCUGGCGCUGGAGGCCAAAGGAGCCGAGUCGCAGCGGAGGUCCAGCGCUGAGGGGGGAAAGGAACGGCACUCGCCCGGGGAACAAGAGAAACGAAAGUCUCCAUCAGACCCGCGCAGACCCAUCAAGCUGAAGAUGAUUCCCCGCAACGUGACCGUAGGGCGCGGCAUCGGCUUGCCCAUGGGCGGCCCCCUGGCUACCGCCCGCUCCCCCUCCGUGCCUUGUGCCCCCUCGCCAGCCUGCACCCGCGCCACCCACACUGCCGUCGUUCACUCCUCGGGAGGCCACACACUUCUCCGUGGCACGCCCGCCUUCCAGCAGGCGCCCACGUCCUUUGCCUCCGUGGCGCUGCGGUAUGGGCGGCGGUGCAGCUCCCCACAGACACCCCAGUUGACCGGCUGUGCCCCCUGCACGGCGGCGCCCCGCUCCGCCCAGACCUCUCCUUCGGGUCCCAGGUCCCCGCGUCUCACCUCCAGCAGCAGCGACCCCUGGAGUGCCCUUAUCAGCAAGAACCACCGCACCCAGAGUGUCGGGGCCGCCGUGCCGGCCGGGGAGAUGGACUGGCUGCCCGCGCCGUCACCCUGCUCCAGGAAGAGCUCCUGGUCCUCGGUGUCCACGGACAACGACUCUGGUCCCUGCUGGUUCGAGGACCCCCACUCGCGCCACGGAAGAAGGUGAGUACCGUGACAUCACUUGCACACUCCCGGUGCUGUAUUCAGGUAUGGAGUCCUUUAAUAGUUUCGUUUCACAUUUUCCUGUAAUGUGUUUGAAGUCUUUUGUAUCAUGGUCUUACAAAUGACGUGCGGUGUAGCAACAUGUACUGAAUUUGUGUAUCAAACCGUGGAUCACUACUUUGCAAGGUGAAUGUUGUAACCACUGUGCCACUUCGCUCGCCUUAAGAAUCUCGUAUUGGUGGUCUGAGGUGAUAUGUUGCUUAGGAUUAUAUAUAUUGAAAUUGUGUACCGAACGGUGAAUCAGUUUUGUUGUAUACUGUAUUUAUAUUGUAGAUUGUAGAGAAUUAUGGUGGUAGGCACUCACUGGAUUCCCUCACGUCACCUUCCUGACAUUGUAGUCUUGGAGUGCGUGGUGUUAUGAAGCGCUAUUCGUGAAGUAGAAUCUUCAUAUUCUACAUAAUUGGUUUUAUUCUCAUUUUCGUUUAAGUUUUUGUUGUAUUUGGUAAUGUGAUUUCUUUUUUUAUCCUAAAGAAUAUCAGUUGUGAAGUGAUCUGAGUUAUUUACUCAUAACUUCAUCAAGUUAACAGGUCUUGCUCUCCUUUUCCAUAGGCUUUUCUGCAGUAUUUGGAGAGGAAUAUGAUAUUUUUUUUAACCCCAGGCAAUAUAUUUAUCAGUUAUCUUUAUAAUUUGCUCAUAACCUCAUGUAUACAUAUGAUAGAUCUUAUUCCUUUUUUCAUAAACCUUUUCAUAAUGUUUGGUGACUAAUAUCAUUUUCUUAGACCUCCCCAGGAAAUAGAUGUACCAGUCUUCCUCUCCUCUUUAAUUUCGUGCGUUAUGGAGUGAGAUACUGCAUUCCUUUCUUGCAUACGUCUUCCCUCUAUCAAUGCCAUCUGUCUGACUUCACACGAGGAAGUCUGGGUGUCUGUGUGUGAGCGAGGCGUAGUAAUCCCAUCUAUCUUAAGACCGAGUUCUUCCCGCCUGUUUUCUCCCUGGCAAAUUAGACCUUGAAUUAUAGAGAGGGAGAGAAAGAGCUGAUUGCUACUCUGGAGUUAAUGAGAGGUGCGUGGAUGGCGUGUGUAUAUGCGUGUGUGUGCGUGGGAAGGUCAAGGGGAGGAUAGAUCAUUAUGGGAGUUUAUGAAAAAAGGUGAAAGGUAAGCUUGAUAAGAGGCUGCGAGGUCAUGAGGAGGGAGGUGUGAGGGAAGAGCGAGUCAGGUGUGUGUUUCAGGAAAUGAGGCAAUGUUAGAUGUGCUCAGGUGAGGCGAGGCGAGGGGAGGGAGGCGUGUCCGGGUGAGCAAAAUGGAGAAAAAAUUGAGGCGGUUUGGGGAAUAGAAGGUAAGUGGAAUAGUGAUUUUUGUGAGAUGAAAAAAGAUAAGAUUAGAUAAAUAGAGGAAGGAAGACAGCUGAAGGUAAAGGAAGGUUAAGGAUAAAGGGAAAAAGGGGAGAAAUUAAUGCGUUUUAAGAGGAAGAAUAGAAGGACGAGGAGAAAGGAUGACUUUUGAAAGAGAAAAAUGUGAGAAUAAUUAAAAUGAAGAAAGGAGGGAGCUGAAAUAGGCAAAAAAAAAAAAAAAAAGGGGGGGGGGAGAAUAUAUAGGAAUAUAAUUGAAUAGGUGAGAGUGUUUAGGGAAGGAAUGAGUGAGGAAAUUAAUUUUAGGAGAUUGGAGAAGGUAAAGAUUGGGUGAGCUGCAUAGGAGUUGAAAAAAAAAAGUAAAAGAAAGAGGGAAUUUCAAAGAAAAAAGAGAAUAAGGUAGAUGUUGUUUUAGAGAAGAACUACGUGAGGAAAUAGAAGACAGAGACUGGAAAAGGAAAAUGUAAGAAUAUUAGAGAAGGAGGAAUGAAAAUGGAGAAAAAUUAACGAAAAAAUAAAACAGGAUGAUGUUAAUUAGAAGGAAAAUUGAUGAAAAGAAAUGAAGAAUUAAAAGAAAAAAAAAAGAACACCUUACACUUCGAUCGAAAACAAAAGCACACCAGCAGGGAAGGAGAAAUAAAAAUAAAGGAGAAAGAAUGGACGCAAAAAAAGAAGCGGGGUGACGUUGAUUAGAGGAAAAAUAGGCAAAAAGGAAGGGACAUGGAGCUCAAUUCAAUAAUGCACGAGUCUCAAGCAGGCGGGCGGGCAACGAAGGGGGGCGGGGCAUUGCUAGGUCGUCCUGCAGGGAAUUAAAUCAACGGUUGGAGGAAGAGAAGCAAGAUAAAUCAGACCAUGAGAAAAAUAUUACAAAGGAAACCCUCGAUACGGAAAGAGACAGAUAGAAAAGUGAAGCAAAGAAAAUGCGGUUCGUUAUAAAUAAUUUAGCUGUUAUUGCUGAGGGAAAUGAGAAAAACACCUGCCCACUAGAGAGAGAGAGAGAGAGAGAGAGAGAGAGAGAGAGAGAGAGAGAGAGAGAGAGAGAGAGAGAGAGAGAGAGAGAGAGAGAGAGAGAGCAUUAAAGUUUAACACGAACAGCACCUACACUCAUCAAGAAAGGUAAGAAAAAAAAAGCUAAUUUGGGCUCAAUUCUCAUAUUCCUGAGUCAAAAUUUUUUCCAAUAUUCUUAAAAGAUUGAAAUUGACGGAAAAGAAAAAGAAAUAAAGGAAAAUAAUGGAGGAGAAAAAUAAGGGAGAAAGAAGAAAGAGAAAGAAGAAAGAAAAAAGAAGGAACGAGGGAGAUAUAGAAGGGAGAGGGAAGUGAAGAGAAAGGCUAAAGAGGGUAAGAACAUAGGGAAAGGAGAAAAAGGAGGGUGAAAGAAAAAAAAGGGAAAAGGAGAGAGAAGGAAUAGGGAAAUAGGAUAGAGAAGGAGGGAAAGGAAAUAAAAGGUGAGAGGAAAAAGGUGCGGAGAGAAGAGGGAAUGAUAGAAAGAAGAGAACAAAACAAGAGAAAAAAGAGAGAGGGAAGAGGGAAAGAAGAUAGAAAAAUGAAAGUGAAAAAAAUAAGGAAGGAAGGAAAGAGGGAAGACGAAAAAAAAAAGACAGGAGAAGAAAGGAGAAGUAGAGGAGGAAAAAAAUACUGAGAAGUUAAGUGUUUUCCUGUGUCUUUUCCUUUUUUCCCUUCGGUUUAUGCAAAUUUGAGGGACAAUAAGGAUUAACAUAAGGAGUGAAUGGGUAUGGAGUCUUUGUUUGUGUAAGAGGCUUCCCUUCCGUGCAAUAUAAGGCUGCCUAUAGCUCUCCAUUAUAAACAGGUGACUUUGUAUAGAGGCACUGAAUUUAUAUAGGCAAAUUAAGGGAGUGUUCUGUAUACA